Umbelopsis ramanniana AG is the source of this 3026-nucleotide messenger RNA. RefSeq lists its product as uncharacterized. NCBI's taxonomy places the organism in Eukaryota, Fungi, Mucoromycota, Umbelopsidomycetes, Umbelopsidales, Umbelopsidaceae. Gene Ontology annotation, cellular component: DNA ligase III-XRCC1 complex. The transcript has 9 exons. The coding region runs from base 142 to 2745 and encodes 867 amino acids. Gene Ontology annotation, molecular function: DNA ligase (ATP) activity; DNA binding; ATP binding. Gene Ontology annotation, biological process: mitochondrial DNA repair; double-strand break repair via alternative nonhomologous end joining; DNA biosynthetic process. The record is from RefSeq and is a predicted model, not a curated record.
GACCCAUAAUGUAAUUGCUCUAUCAUCGAUUUAACUGUGAAGCAAGCGAUCGACCGCAGAUAAAACGUCACAAAUUUAAAAGCAACGGCCUGGCACAUUCCAAAUCGAGAAGUCUGCUCUCUUCGAGGAAUUACAAACUGCAUGCCAAAAGGUCAGAAGCGUAAACCCAAUCCCACUGCUACACCGUCUCCUAGGAAGAAGUCUACACCAGCAACCCCUCAAAAGGGCUUAGAAUUUUUCUUUGAAUCCCAGCGAAAGAAGCAGCAUAAGUUAGAACAAGAAGCAUUCGGCGAUCCGCAAUUGGCUCGACCUUCGAGUCCUCUUGGCAAUCGCGGCAAUGCAGCAGACGAAGCAGCGCUCUGGGAGCUCCCACCAACGGAUGAAGAACCAUUGUUCCUUACGAACAAUCGGUCUAUGUUAGCGUCGACAAGCAGCCCAGCGAAAGAACAACCAAGCCAUGACAGCCCAAUCACCACCCCACCUGAAGAUACCGCUUCAAUUGUCAAAUCGGAAGAGCCAUAUAGUACUGAUAUUAUCAAUGAACCAAAGACAACAGCGUCGACUAAUUCAUUCCUAUUGCAAACGAAAGAUGAAAUUAAGGAAGACAAUGAAGCUUUAAAGCAGCCAUUGACCACGGACCCUCUGGAAUUUGACGCACACGCAUAUCCUGUCAACUCUUGGAUGACACCAGAUGGACCUGUUGCUCCUUACUCAUUCAUUACAGAAGCUUUUUGUAUCAUCGCCGAUACCAACGCCAGAAUUAUGAUCACUAAUGUCCUCUGCAAUAUGCUGCGCGUCCUCAUGGUUCACACUCCGACCGAUUUGUUACCUGCUGUAUGGCUUUGUUCGAAUGCCAUUGCUCCACCUUAUAUGGGCGUGGAGCUUGGAAUAGGCCCAUUGAUAUUGAGCAAGGCUAUCAAUUCCGUUGCUGGCACAAGUGGAAAGGCUCUGAAAUCACUUUACGAGAAAUAUGGAGAUUGGGGCGACGUUGCCUAUGCUGCAAAGGUCUCGGUUCGAACCUUGAUUCAACCCAAACCGCUGACCGUACGAAACGUCUUCUCAACUCUCAAGUCGAUUGCCAGUUUGAAAGGACAAGGCACUGUUGAUGCGAAAGCUGCCUUGGUGAAGAAACUCGUUUUAGCCUCUCGCGGGGAAGAGGUCCGAUACCUUGUCCGUACAUUUGUAUCUCACCUAAGAAUAGGAGCUGUGCGCACUACCGUCUUGACGGCUCUGGCGAAAGCAUGCGUGUUGGACCACUCACCAUUCUGUUCAAUUGAAGAAGACGACCCCGUAACAAUGCAUUUCCAUCGACAAGCCGGGGACGAUAAAGCGGUUUUGACGGAAAAAAUGAAGCGCGCAGAGAGAGUGGUCAGGGAAUGCUAUGCACAACAUCCUAAUCUAGACAACAUCGUUCCAGCUUUGUUGCAAGGCAUCUCCCAGUUCAAAGAUCACUGUCCACUUUCCGUUGGCGUUCCACUUCGACCUAUGCUUGGAAAAAUCACUCGGGAUUUAUCCGAAGUGUUUGUGAAAUUAGAGGGACGUUCCUUUGCUUGCGAAUACAAGUACGACGGCCAACGAGCGCAAAUUCAUCUUGGCGAACAAGGACAUAUUAAAAUAUUUAGUCGACAUUUAGAGGACAUGACCGACAAAUACCCAGACGUUGCGGCAUUACUAGCCAAAAUGUGCAAAGAGAACACCAGGUCAUUCAUCAUCGAUGCGGAAAUAGUGGCUAUUGAUGACAAGGGUGUUAUCCAGCCGUUUUCAAUUUUGAGCAACCGUGCCAGAAAGAAUGUAAUGAUUGAAAACAUUACCAUCAGCGUCUGCGUACUCGCCUUCGAUUUAAUGCUACUGAACAAUGAACCGACUUUACAACAGUCUCUCAGAGUACGGCGACAGCUAUUACGAGACCAUUUCCACCUUAUAGAGAACAAAUUUGCACUCGUCGAGGCAAUAGAUGCAUCUGGAAGCCAGGAGUGCCAAGACGAAGUAUCCGACUUUUUCAAAAAGAGUAUCAAGGAUGGAUGUGAAGGCAUUAUGGUAAAGGUGCUCGACCAUCCCGGAAUGGACAACAAUGGCAAAGCUCCGAUGGACGACGACAAGGCGAAUACUGACAAAGUCGAGACACGCGCAACCAAAACAUCACAAUUACUAUCCACUUAUGAACCAGACAAACGCAUGGAGAGCUGGCUCAAAGUCAAGAAAGACUAUGUCGAAGGGGUCAGCGACUCACUCGAUCUUGUGCCUAUUGGAGCAUGGUGGGGAAAUGGUCGCAAAGUUGGAUGGUAUUCUCCAAUACUUCUAGCGUGUUAUAACCCCGAGAGCGAAACAUUUGAAUCGGUAUGCAAAUGCAUAUCAGGGUUCAGUGACAAAUUCUACAAGGAAAUGCUGGAGGUCUACUCUGUUGACAAUGGACGAGUUUUGAACGGACCACGACACGACUACGUGACAGAUCAUCGACCAGAUGUAUGGUUCCAAGCGUGUGAAGUGUGGGAAAUCAAAGGCGCUGAUAUCACGGUGAGUCCAAUUCACAAGGGUGCCAUAGGGCGAAUAGACGAGGCACGCGGACUUUCACUGCGGUUUCCACGAUUUGUCCGCAAGCGCGACGACAAGGACGUUGAGGACGCGACAUCAAGUGAGAUAUUGGCGGAGAUGUACGAAAAACAAACGAACCUCCAUGGGUCUUCAGCCAUAGAGAAUGGCAAUGCGGAAAAUGAGGAGGAAGAAGGAUGGAUAGCUGAUGAUUGAACAACACGCUUCAAUCACGAAACCUCGCGCUUUUGGUCAGUGUAGUACGUGGAAUAUCCACUGGAGCCAGCAAUGAACGAUGGGCGACAAAAGUGUGUAACCAAAUGGAGUCCGCGUACUCCUGAAAAUCUCCGCUUGUUCUACUUCCAAAUGUCUGCAAUCUACUUGCCAGGGUUGGAAUUCUAGCGUCUUUUCAUUAUCUAAUGUCCAUAGAGUCAGUAUUUAGAUGCAGUCAAAAUGUAAAAUAAUUGGAAAAGAGAAGAAAAUUGUAAAGAAGUACU